Messenger RNA from Acaulospora colombiana, 2007 nucleotides. The record is from the annotation of a GenBank genome assembly. Lineage: Eukaryota; Fungi; Glomeromycota; Glomeromycetes; Diversisporales; Acaulosporaceae.
GAAGAAUUCUCCAUGACUGCAAAUACACGGUCAAUAAGUCUUACUACUAGAAGUAGCCAGAGAAGUAACUUUCCAAGAUCUCGAAGUUUUGAUGAUAACUCAUCAGUUGGGGAAGCACAAUCGGUAAUAAGCGAGAAUGGAACAAUUGGGAAUAGGCAUGUUAAAGAUUUGCCAUUGAAUUCAAGAGAUUUCGUCGAGGCUAUUGGUUCAUUUGAUGAUUCCACCACUGGAGAUGGUGGAUCUCGUGUAUUUAACAGAAUUGAAAGUUUUAGUGGUGAAAAUCGAUCAGACAUCAGCCUAGCGGUAGCAAAUCCAUUGAGGCUUCCGAUUAAAACUCGCGAUCCUGGUGACAUAAUUGAAAACAAACGGCGCCAAGGACGGCUUCUCUUGGUUUCACUUCUCGAAGAUUUCUGUUCGUUAUAUGUUACUAAUCCGGAAAAAAAUCAAAAAUUGUUCUACGCCAUUUGCAAGUCGCUGAGCGCUAUGGGCAUUAUUGAUGAAGAGGCUUUGAAUUCGAUCAAGCAAGAACAAUCGUCUCACAUGAUUGUUUCCUCGGCUCCGGAGACGAGUACCUCUAAGAGUGGCAACGAUCUUGAUGAUAUUCGUAACGUGAAUUCUCGGAAUUUCAGAAAUAUUACUUUCGGAGAUAUACUGGACCUUCACAAUAGUCGUUACAGUAAUGACUUUGUCGAGAUAAAAUUACUGGGUAAAGGUGGAUUCGCAAGUGUAUGGCAGGCCAAGAAUAAAUUAGAUGGGGUCCAUUAUGCUAUUAAAAAGGUUAAGCUCCAAGGUAAUAAAAUUCUGGGAGAAAAAGAAAAGAUUUUUCGAGAAAUCAAAUCACUUGCUCGGCUGGAACACACAAAUGUCGUUAGAUAUUAUAGCUCCUGGUUAGAGUAUGCCUAUAACAGAAAGCGAGAGGAAUCUUUCGAAGUUUCACAGGACCUAUCGGACGCUGUUAACUCUCUGGGAUUCCAAACCAGCAAUGAUGCAAAUGAUGACUCGGACAUCUUUAGAAUGUCUUUCACGGAUGAAGAUACCAGAGAAAAAGAUUACAGUGGAGUCGAUUUUGUGGGUGAGGUGCAUUCAGAAUCAUCGGUAGAUACGCAGUCACAAAGUUGUGAUGAUUCAUUCGAAUCACAUCAACGUCCUUGUGAAUCUUUGAACGUUGUAAAAGACUGGACUCUCUUUAUCCAAAUGCAGCUUUGCCAUACUACGCUGUACGAUUAUCUGAAACGGCGUGACACAAGCUUGUUGACUAAAAAAGAUCCUUUGAACGCUAUAAAUCGUCAGGUUACCAUCGAAUUAUUUAGAGGGAUUGUCCGUGGCGUCGCGUAUAUUCAUGAACAAGGUUUGAUUCAUCGAGACCUUAAACCUGGAAACAUUUUUAUGGAUUUAGUUCACGAAACAGGACAAAGUAACGCUGAUGGUUCGCGACUGGUGCCUAAAAUUGGAGAUUUCGGAUUGGUAACUGCUGCCUAUGAAGAUCAUCUGGAUCUACCGAUGGACGAUUACAAUUACAUAGAUCCAAGAUCAUUUAAAUCAUUUAACUUUGGCAGUGCACCUGAAGAUUCUGGUAAUAGGAGUCAUCUUAUUAAUAAAAGAUCGAAUUCUUUAUCCUAUGGUUCCCAAUCGAGAACCACGGGAGUUGGUACAGUCACGUAUGCCUCUCCCGAACAACUUGCUAAGCCAGUUAGGCCUUAUAAUGAAAAGGUUGAUAUCUACUCAUUAGGCAUCAUAUUCUUUGAACUUUAUUUUCCAUUUUCCACCGGUCACGAACGUGUUAAGGUUCUAAAGGAAUUGAGAGAUGGAUUCUUGCCUAAUGAAUUUGUUCAACGUUUUCCGAAAGAGGCCGCAUUUAUUUUAUGGAUGAUAGCCGAAGAUCCUAACAAAAGACCUGACGCAAAACAAAUACUGGAAUUCGAUUUGUUGGCCGAGCCUAUUCAUGGAGAACACGAGAUGCAACAUAAACUUGUGAAGAGCACCCAAGUUGAAGUAAUUAGAAUAUAA